This is a messenger RNA of Pistacia vera, 2387 nucleotides long. RefSeq names its product protein WHAT'S THIS FACTOR 1 homolog, chloroplastic-like. NCBI's taxonomy places the organism in Eukaryota, Viridiplantae, Streptophyta, Magnoliopsida, Sapindales, Anacardiaceae. The record is from RefSeq and is a predicted model, not a curated record. The coding region runs from base 15 to 2327 and encodes 770 amino acids. Gene Ontology annotation, molecular function: RNA binding. The transcript has a single exon.
UCCAAAACCCUUCAAUGCACUUACUCUUCCGCCACUCCCUCCGCCGUAACUACUGCCACCUCCCCUCCACUGACACUACCUUCAAAUGGGUCCGGGACCGUGGCCUCGACCACGCAGUGGAGAGAGAAAAGAACCUCAAACCUCUCCUCAACAUCAAAAACCUCAUCAAAUCAGAGCCGUCCAAGUCCCUCCCAAUCUCCAUCAUCACCAAGCAAAAAGACUCCCUGAAAAUCCCCUUUCGCCCCAUUGACUUCGUACGAAAAUACCCUUCAAUCUUCCAGGAAUUCUUCCCAGGGAACAUCGGGGUCCAGCCCCAUAUCAAGCUCACUCCAGACGUCCUCAAUCUUGAUGCUGAAGAGCUGCUGGUUUACCAAAGCGAGACCUAUAAGCAAGUUGUUGCUGAUAGGCUGCUGAAACUGUUGAUGAUUUCGAGAAUCAACAAGGUACCUUUAAAGAUUAUUGAGAAUUUGAAAUGGGAUAUUGGUCUUCCUCAAGAUUAUUUAAGAAGUAUUGUUCCUGAAUUUCCCGAUUAUUUUCGCGUUAUUGGUAGUAAAGAUAGUAAAGAUGGUUGUUUUGGGUCGGGGGAUUUUGGCGAAUUGGAGUUGGUUUGUUGGAGUAAUGAAUUGGCAGUUUCAGUUAUGGAGAAGAAGGCAAAAGAUGGGGAAAAGAUUGUUUUUUCGGAGAAGUUUUCUAGCGGUUUUGUGAUUGAUAAGAAAACGAAGAAGUGGAUGGAUGAUUGGCAGAAGUUGCCUUACAUUUCUCCAUAUGAGAAUGCAGCUCAUCUGUUGUCGAAAAGUGAUGAAUCGGAUAAGUGGGUGGUGGCGAUUUUGCACGAGUUGAUUAGUCUUUUUGGAGCGAAGAAGGUGGAUAGGGAGAAUUUGUUUUGUCUUGGAGAGUACUUGGGUAUCAGGUCAAGGUUUAAGAGAGCUUUGCUUAACCACCCUGGUGUUUUUUAUGUUUCCAGUAAGGUUGGAACAUAUACAGUGGUCUUAAGGGAGGGUUAUAGGAGGGGAGCAUUGAUGGAGAGUGAUCCGUUGAUGAAUAUUAGAAAUCAGUAUAUUCACCUAAUGAAUAUGAUGAAAGAAGAUUGUAAAGUGAUUGCUCCAGCAAGUGGGAGCGAGCAGCAAGAAAAGGAGUUGAAAGGAGAAGAAAGAGAGGCUGCUGAUGAAGAUAGUGAGGAUGAGAAGGAUGUUCAGUUGUAUGACUCGUCUGGUUCUGAGGAAGAGGGUGCCAGAGACGAUAACCUUGAUGAUGAUGAUGAGAGCGGGGAGGAGGAGGAAGAUAACCGAAUGAGAAGUUCUCGAAAAAAUGCUGCAAUUAGUAGAGGAAAAACGGCUAGGAGGAUUAUUUUGGACACGAACAGGGAUGAUGAUGAUGAUGAGGAGGAGGAGGAAGAUAACCGAAUGAGAGGUUCUCGAAAUAAUGCUGCAACUAGUAGAGGAAAAACAGCUAGGAGCAUUAAUUUGGACAGGAACAGGGAUAUGAGAAAUCCUGAAAGAGGAAAAUCAAUUUGGAAACACCUAGGUGCAGCCAAGGAUGAUAAUGUUCCUCAAAAACAUAUGUGCAAGGAAAGGAAGGGGGAUGAUUAUGUCUCCCGGAAUUCUGAGGAGGAGGAAGAUAACCGAAUGAGAGGUUCUCGAAAUAAUGCUGCAAGUAGUAGAGGAAAAACAGCUAGGAGGAUUAAUUUGGACAGGAACAGGGAUAUGAGAAAUCCUGAAAGAGAAAAAUCAAUUGGGAAACACCUAGGUGCAGCCAAGGAUAAUGUUCCUCGAAAACAUAUGCACAAGGAAAAGAAGGGGGAUAAUAUUGUCUCCCGGAAUUCUGAAGAGGAGGAACAUAACCGAAUGAGAGGUUCUCGAAUUAAUGCUGCAAGUAGUAGAGGAAAAACAGCUAGGAGGAUUAACUUGGACAGGAACAGUGAUAUGAGAAAUCCUGAAAGAGGUAAAUCAGUUGGGAAACACCUAGGUGCAGCCAACAAUAAUGUUCCUCAAAAACAUAUGCGCAAGGAAAAGAAGGGGAAUAAUAUUGUCUCCAGGAAUUCUGAAGAGGAGGAACAUAACCGAAUGAGAGGUUCUCGAAUUAAUGCUGCAAGUAGUAGAGGAAAAACAGCUAGGAGGAUUAACUUGGACAGGAACAGUGAUAUGAGAAAUCCUGAAAGAGGAAAAUCAGUUGGGAAACACCUAGGUGCAGCCAACAAUAAUGUUCCUCAAAAUCAUAUGCGCAAGGAAAAGGAGGGGGAUAACAAUGUCUCCAGGAAUUCUGAGGAGAGAUCGAAUUUCACUAGAAGCCACAGGAGGUCAUCAUCAGAGAAGAGAACUUCCGUUUAGAAAAGAUUGGAUGUAUCUGCUGAAACAAAGUUUUCUUCUUGAUGAAGUUAAUCCUUUGUU